Paramisgurnus dabryanus is the source of this 596-nucleotide messenger RNA. The record is from RefSeq and is a predicted model, not a curated record. NCBI's taxonomy places the organism in Eukaryota, Metazoa, Chordata, Actinopteri, Cypriniformes, Cobitidae.
AUGCUAUUAGAAAAAUGCUGUGAUUACAUUAAAGUAUUUGACGGUCCUACUUCACUAUAUCCUUUACUUGGAGAACUGCGAGAGAACAGGAGACAAUCUUUUAACUCCACCCAGAAUGAUGUGACUGUGGUGUUCUACAGUGAUUACAGUGUAACCAAAAAAGGAUUUCGUGCAGAUUGGGUCUUUGUAGAUUCCAAAUCAUGCAGGAAUUAUUGUGGAUAUCAUUAUACCACUUGUUCAUGCGACGACAACUGCCAGUACAACAGAAACUGUUGCCAUGACUUCAAGAGGUAUUGCCAAGUGUCCACAACAACCACUUCAACCAUGACAACAGUCUCGACAGAAUUGUCUACAACAUUCAUUACAACCAUGACAACAGUUGUGGAUUACUUUUGCUGGGAUAACUGUGGCAUUGACUUAGGCCCUUGUUCAUGCGAGAGCUCUUGUCAGUACCAUGGCAACUGUUGCAUUGGCUAUGAAUGUAAGUACCUCGAAAUCACACAAAAUAACUAAUAUCUAUUCUACUAGUUUUUCACAUGCAACAGCUGUCCCCAUGUGUCAAAAUAACAUUUGCACCAAUACAAUAAUAUAACAAA